This is a messenger RNA of Eupeodes corollae, 5615 nucleotides long. It is a transcript of the gene Hr3, whose product is annotated as probable nuclear hormone receptor HR3. The coding region runs from base 1078 to 2412 and encodes 444 amino acids. Gene Ontology annotation, cellular component: nucleus. The record is from RefSeq and is a predicted model, not a curated record. Gene Ontology annotation, biological process: regulation of transcription by RNA polymerase II. Gene Ontology annotation, molecular function: RNA polymerase II cis-regulatory region sequence-specific DNA binding; zinc ion binding; nuclear receptor activity. NCBI's taxonomy places the organism in Eukaryota, Metazoa, Arthropoda, Insecta, Diptera, Syrphidae. The transcript has 9 exons.
UCAAGAUACAAAGUGGCGACUUCCCGUAAAAUUCAGUCGUCAGCGUCAGCGUCGUCGUCCUCGUCGUCGUCGUCAUCGACAUCGUCAUCUUCAUCGUCCUCAUCGACAUCUUCAUCGUCAUCUUCAUCAGCUUGUGCUUCAGCUGCAUCGACACCGUCGUCGUCGCCGCAUACAUCAGCCGUUCACGCAGCAAGCAGCCUAGUCACGGACGAAAUACAAAUUUGCCAUCAAUCAUCGGCGGCAGCCCUAAAAACUGCUGCGAAUUUUCGUAAUAAAAUUCCGUCGAUAUCGAUAAUUCCGAUACCGCCGUCAUCAUCGUCGUCGUCGUCAUUGACAGUUGCCGCCUCGUCCUCGUCGUCGUCAUCGUCAACCGUAACAACUGCAAACAAAGCGACAUCACCGCCUCUAGUGGUUAAUAGUGCGACUCGUUUCUACAGCAUCGGGCAGCAGCGCCCCCAACAACAACACCAAUCCCAACAAACGGACAAAUGCAGUUCGGCGGUGUUGAAAUUUGACGUCCGGGAGCUGGUGCCCAAGUCACACACGAGUACGUCAACUUCCACAGAUCAGGGCGUUGCACCCAUUAUCGUCAAAAUCGAACCGACACAAUCCUUCCAGAUUGUCGACGAGAACGAUACGCGUGUCCUUAGUUUACCGAUAUCGGACUGCGAUCGCGUUGGAGCGAGCUGGAUUGAUCUAAAGGACAUUGCCGGACUGCAGGGCAGCACUUAUGUCGAUGUGAACUUGGAUGCGUGCGUUGGAACAACUGGACACCAACAACAACAACAACAACACCAACAACUUCAGACUGUUCAAAUUCAAACACAGCAAGAGCCACAGGCUCAUCACUCGAAGUCUAAUAAUAAUUCAACGACUAUUGUGACCACAAGUGUGGGCAGUGGAGGCGGUGGCAGUGGCAGUGGUGGUGGAGGUGGUGGCGCUGGCGGCGGCGGUGGUGCAGUGAGAAAUUGCAAGGCUGGCGGAGGAUUAGUGGCAACUACGACACAAACCAUAACAUCGGCUGCAGCAACUACAACACGUGAGGGAUUAUCUGUUGGAACAACAUCAAGUGGAGCAAUGACAGCCCAAAUCGAAAUAAUUCCAUGUAAGGUGUGUGGUGAUAAAUCAUCGGGUGUACAUUAUGGUGUUAUCACAUGUGAAGGCUGCAAAGGUUUCUUUCGUCGAUCUCAGAGUUCUGUUGUGAAUUAUCAAUGUCCACGUAAUAAACAAUGUGUCGUCGAUCGUGUUAAUCGAAAUCGAUGUCAGUAUUGCAGACUGCAAAAGUGCCUCAAAUUAGGAAUGAGUCGUGAUGCCGUAAAAUUCGGUCGAAUGUCGAAGAAACAACGUGAAAAAGUCGAAGACGAAGUGCGAUUUCAUCGAGCGCAAAUGCGCGCCCAAAGUGAUGCAGCUCCCGACAGUUCAGUGUUCGAUACACAAACGCCGUCAAGCAGUGAUCAAUUACAUCACAGUUACAAUGGCUAUGGAUAUUCAAGCAAUGAAGUUGGAUACGCGAGUCCGUAUGGUUACUCAGCAUCAGUGACGCCUCAACAGUCGAUGACCUAUGAUAUUUCAGCGGACUACGCCGUGGACAGUACAACGUACGAGCCUAGAAGUACAAUGAUUGACUCAGACUUCAUUGGUCACGCCGACGGCGAUAUUAACGAAGUCCUGAUAAAGACAUUAGCGGAAGCUCAUGCAAACACAAAUACAAAAUUAGAAAUUGUGCAUGAAAUGUUCAGAAAGCCACAAGAUGUAACGCGAAUAGUUUACUACAAAAAUCUCGGCCAAGAGGAACUUUGGCUAGACUGCGCUGAAAAGCUAACACAAAUGAUACAAAACAUAAUCGAAUUUGCUAAACUGAUACCUGGUUUUAUGCGAUUAAGUCAGGACGAUCAGAUUCUUCUGUUAAAAACUGGAUCGUUUGAGUUAGCGAUCGUACGUAUGUCACGUCUGUUAGAUCUCUCACAGAAUGCCGUAUUAUACGGUGAUGUUAUGCUGCCGCAAGAAGCCUUUUACACUUCCGAUUCGUAUGAGAUGCGAUUAGUGUCGUGUAUCUUUGAGACAGCAAAAUCAAUUGCCGAAUUGAAACUGACUGAAACUGAAUUGGCUUUAUAUCAAAGUUUAGUGCUGUUGUGGCCGGAACGAAAUGGUGUUCGUGGAAAUACAGAAAUUCAGAGGCUAUUCAAUCUGAGUAUGAAUGCCAUUAGACAAGAGCUCGAAGCCAAUCAUGCACCGUUAAAGGGUGACGUUACAGUGCUGGACACGCUGUUAAAUAAAAUACCAACCUUCCGUGAACUGUCAAUAAUGCACAUGGAUGCGCUGAGUAAAUUUAAACAAGAACACACAAAUCUAGUGUUUCCGGCAUUGUACAAAGAAUUAUUCUCAAUAGAUUCACCUCAAGACCUAACAUAACAGCAAGCCGCCGCAGCACCAACAACAGCAGUAGCAGCAACAUCAGCAACAAUUACAUCAGUUGCCUCACCACAGGAUUAAACAAAAACAACAAACAACAACAACAAACAAAAAAAAACCAUUGCAAAUAUAUAAUUAAUAUAAAAAUGAUAAUAAACAAAUAAAAACAUAUAAUACAAAAAGUUAAAAAAAAAUAACAUACUUAUAACAAAUAAAAUUAAAUUUAAAACAAAAAAAAACAAAAACAAACAAUUUAUACAUUUUUUUAAAAAUAAAUAAAAAAAGUAAAAACAUAUUGUUUAAUGUUUAAGUAUAAAUUUAAAAUAACAACAAAAACAAAACAGAAAUUCAAGCAGCGUUACCAACAUAGCAAAACAAAAAUAGUCUUACAAGAUUCUCAUAAAAAAAAAAUUAAACUCACGCAUUCACGCAGUUUUUAUUUUCAAAGAAACAAAACUCAAGAAAAAUAACCAUAGAACAAUAUAAACAGUUUUUAGCAAUAUUCUCUCUUUCAACAAAAAAUAAAACAAAUUAAAAUAAAUAAAACAUACAUACAUUUAUAUAAACCCUUUUAAAAUAAUAAAUUAAAUUUAAACAAAAAAAAAUAAAAAAAAAAAAACAAAACAGAGACUUAAAGAAUAAACAAUGAAAUCCACACACAAAAUAAUACGAAACAAAACAAAAAUAUUAAAUUUAAUAUUAAAUUCUUGAGACUAACCAUUAAAAUAUUUUUUAAAAAAUCAUUUUGAUGAACAAAAACAAAACAAAAAAAAACUUUUCAAAAAUUUUUAUUUUUUUUUUCAUGCUUUAAUUAUUUUAUAAAAAUAACUUUAAAAGAUAGAAAAAAAAAGUUUCUAAAACUAAAAAUCUAGAUGAGAAACAAAAAGUAACACACUUACAUUAACAACUGACUUACACACACACUCACACAACACACAUGAGAAAAAACUAGUAAAAUAUUAACAAAAUAAAAACGUAAUUCUUUUUUGACAGACAAAAUUUGGCAAAUAAACAAACAAAUUACAAAAUAUUUAUAAACAAAAAAAUAAUACAAUAUUACGUUUUUCUUCGCAAAGAGACUUUUAGGUAAAUUAAAUGACUGUUUUUUUAGGAUAGAGAUAUUUUUUUUUGUUAUUUUAUAGAAAAAAAAUAAAAUAUCUAAUGUAUGUAAAAAUCACAAUUUUUUUAAAAAUUAAAAAAAAAAAAACAAACAAUAUAUCUACACACACACUUUUUUGUAUCAUCGUAACUCCUUUUUUUAUGUAUUUGUAAUCAUGGACAUUUGUACACAUUUUCUAAAAUCAAAAAAACAUAUGACGCUUUUUCAAUACGAUAAUGGCCGCUAGUUGAGGUUAGGAAUUCAAGCUAAGGAACCGUUUGCAUUUGCUUCAAGUUUUUAUUUAUUUUUGUGAUAUAAUUAUAUCACAAGUUUUCUAAUUUCGGUGAUACGAUGCUCAAUUGUUUAUCAUUUUAAAAAAUAUUUUAUUUUUAAAAUAAAGAUUUUUUUUUAGAAAAUUGCAUAAAUAUCGUUCUGUGAUAUCUUUUGUGUUCAUUUUUUAAACUCAGACUCUGAGGCCUGAUCUGUAUGAUUAUUAUUUAAGAACAAAGUUAAAAUGACCAAUUUAAGGAGUUACAUCUAUUAUUCUAUUAUUCGUUUUUUAAAGUAUGACAUUUCAAAAACAGUCCCUGAAAGUUGUAUGUCGAUCCGUUCAAAAUUGAGUGGGUUAAUGCCAUUUUUACCAUGUUCUGUCUGUGGGUUUCAGUUUUUAACCGCCUCUUCAAAAUUGGUGGCCACGAUAUUUAAAAAUAAGUAAACGGGUUUACUUGAAAUGUUUGCAUGUUUUUAACAUGCAAAUCAAAGGUUUUUUUAAAAUGAAGUCAUUUUUUGACUGAAAAAUAAAAACUUAGACUUUGGAUCGCCUACUUUCAAAAACUGAUAAUUUUUGAAACCCUUUGAAAAAAGGCUUUUUGAUUGUAGAUCAUUGGUGAAAUAUUUACAGUGAUCACUAAUUAAGGUUUUAAACAGCUGUGAUUUUACGAUCCUAAACCGUUAAUAAGUUUCCCAAAAACACUUAUUUUUUCGGCCACUAAAUAGAUGUAACCCCUUAAUAUAACAGGCUUUAAUUCCUGUUUAAUUCAAAACUUUUUUCAAAAUAUCUUGAAGAAUUCACAGAUGGCGCAAUAAUACACAAUUCAUCUCCUUCUAUCAAAGAAAAAGUCCUUCAAUUUGUAAAAGAAUUAGUUCAAAAAUUGGGAAUUUUCUUCAAAAACUAUUCAAUAAAUUUUGAAACGUUAAAAAAAUGUUAUUGUAUUUUUAUGGUUUUUGAACACAAAUUUUGAUAUUUCGAGAUUGAUCUUUUUUUCUUCAUACAAUUUCAUGAAAUAAUUUAACACUUUUUUUGACAUAUUUUUAACACUUUUUUUUAAGUAUUUUGAAAAUAACUUUAUUUACAUAAUAGCGCAUUAAAACAUGUUUAAUAGACAUUAUUUUAAAUUAACUUAAAAUUGCUUACUUUAAAAAAAAAAACCACUUAUCAAAAAUGUCCAAUGCUGUUACUUUAACUGCCCUUAACCUCACAUUCUAAAAAUAAUACUGAGGCAUUUAAUGGACUUAAUAUUUAAUCUUAAAAGAUAAAACACAAAAUAGUUUUCUUGUUUUAUAUUUUCAUUAUAAAAUUCUAUUAAAAACCAAUUAACAUCGUUUUCAAUUCGAGUAGAAAACAACUAACUUACAAAUGUCAGUUUGACAUCUAUUUUUCUGAAUGUACUUGUCAAAUAUGCCAUAUUCUCAUUUGUAUGCAUGACAUUUAUUGCACCUAACGUCACAUGAUAAAAAUAAUAUUAAUUCACUUAUGGACUUUAUUUUUAAUAUUUUGAGAAAAAUGUCAAAUGGGAUUAUAAAAUCCCAUCAUCAAAUUCCGUUUUUCAUUCGAGCAGAUCAAUCUCUUUUGAAAAUGUUACUUUGACAUUUUUUUUUGACAUAAGUUUAAUUGUCACAUUUCAAUCUCUUUUUCUAAUCUUUUAUGAAAAAUGUCAAAUCGUGUUUUUUUUUUGUUUUAAUCUUAUCAUCAAAUUCCGUUUUCCAUUCGAGCAGAUCAAAAUCGUUUGCAAAUGUCACUUUGGCAUCUAUUUUUUUGGCCUAAGUUUGAUUGUCACAUUUAUUUUGAAAUACCGAUCCAAUACAAUCUUUUUGUCAAUCUUUU